AUGCGUAGAUCGACAAGAAGAGAAAAGUAUCCUACCACCGCGCUGCAGCCGCUUCAACGGGACCGUGGUGCAGGAUCAACGAUGAUGAUGAAAAGUGCACUCGACGCGCACCACCAGCAGCAGGAACAGCAGCAAGUCAUGUCCUACUCUGAUCCCGCGGAGAUGACGGUGGGUUGUGCCAUGGCAGAAAUGGCAUAUGGUCGCUUGCACAACAGUCACCCCACACAGGAUGCCCAGGUGUACCUGCAACGCCGCGUCGCGGAGAUUGUCAGUCAGAUCAAGAGCGCGAGCAGUGCCCACCAUUUUGACCGCCACGUAGUCGAGAUUGACGAGUUGCUGCGUUGUGACGCACCGAUGGGUUUUACACCAUCGAUGGUACUAGCGGGCAUACCGGACAUCCUCUACAUGCUGUCAGAGGCUGUGCGACAUGGCUACCUGCUGCGCCCCACCGAGAAGAGCAUGCCAUCAGUGCAAGCCCUCACACCUGUGCGGAAGGGUCCCCAUGCGGCGAUGUCGACAAAGAGGAUAACAUCAGCCUUGGAAGUAACAGCGGGACGCGACGAGAAAAAAAUUAGCCGUUCCUUUAUGAACCACGGCAACGCUGUGAAGACAUCCGGGAAGGGUCGUGGCGAGAGCAGUGUUGGGGCUGCUGCUGGUGACAGCGGUGGCGAUGUGCUUUCCACGGAUAUUUUGCCGUUCUUGCCGCCGCUGGUGCGCCGCCCGGCGACGCCGCCACACGCCACUAACGAGGCCGCCGUACCACAAAUGCAGAGCUUCCGUACCCGUGCGUCUGCACGGCAGCAGUCGCAUGACACUUCGUCGCUGAGUGCUACUACUACGAAAAUUUGUCUGAGCGAAACAAUGCCACCUCUACGGAAGCGCAAGGGCCCCAUAACAUUCCCCCCAACGGCCGAUGGCGCGAGUUUGGCGUCGAUUCCACAAGUAGUUGUGGUUUCAACCGCGGAUAGGAAGCAGCAGCAGCCAACGCCUACUCCAAGCGAUCGUGUCGAUGCCGACUCGCCAGUGCACGUUGCUGUUCUUCGCGACAUCCCAUCGGCGCUGCAGGCACUGCUGUAUCAUUGCGCCCUUCCUCUCGUUUGCCUGACAGCAGAGGACCAUCGUCAACGCAUUGCUGCCGUGCGCAUUUUGGCAUCAGCAAUGGCGAAGAUGCUACGCGUGACGCUGGAGAGUGCGCAUGUGAAGUUGUGCUUCCCACAGAAGGAUAAUGAUGAGGACCACAACAACAAGAUCAGUACCAGCAGCAGCAGCAGUGAGAAGGAUGGAGAUAAAGACGAUGCCCUAAUAUCCAAUUCCCAGGACGUGACGUUCCGCAUUCGUCAUGCCGCGAUCAUGUCGCUGCAUGCCCUAAUGACGUUCAUCGAGGCAGAGAACUCGACAAGUGUGAACCAGCAUUUUGCGUCGCGCGACCGACAGCACUACGAGAAAUUCGGUGCUGCAAAGACAUCUGGUGUGUCGUUGAUUACAAGAAAAGAGGAGAAUGAUGGAGGCAGUGAUCAGUGGCAGGCGGUGUCUGGCGCGAUAGGCAAUGAACCUACGCCAGUGGCGGCAGUAUUGCUGGCAGAGGGUGGGGUGUCGCCGAACCGUCUGUUUCGCCUCACCGACCCAUGUCUGAAGACUCCCGAGAAGUCGCCGCGCAUGCGCCAUAUUUCCCGCACCGCGCCGCUAAGCAUGUACAACAACGCUGUCGCACUGGAUGUCGUGGAUCCUCUUAUCGAGCGGUGGAUGGCCAUCCUGCAGAAGCACGCCUCAUACAACGCUCUGCUUGACUCCACUCGACAACUGUUCCGCUGCCCAGCAGCAAUGCAGGCGACGGACGCAAAUGCCAACGAUGAGAGCAAAAGGGAUGCGAUGGUGAUCAUGACAGUGGGUGGCAGCAAAAGAGACAGUCUCCAGCCAAUGGAGGCUUUGGGUGGAACGGCAGUAUUCGCGUCCGGAACACGCAUGGACGAAGGCGAUGCGGAGGAGAUCUACCUGGUGCUGCGCGUCUGCCUGCACCUCUCCACAUACAAACACCAUGUACAGUACCUCAUAGGAUGCGACACGACCUACGCAAGUCUCCCUGUCCUCGUCUGCCUCACAAUGGCGCGCUGCACGGAUGGCGACAGAUGUCUCCCGCUGUGCGUCGAGUGUUUGUGGAACCUCCUGGAGGCGGCGCCAGAGGAGACGGUUCGCAUGAUCCUACUGCACACCGUGCAGAAGGAAAAGGUGUCUGAGCCAUCAAUGCCAGCGGAGACAGAUGGGGAAAAGUGUCAAGCGGAGCGGUCGCUAGCAUCGCUGUCGGCGAGUGAGUCGCUUUUACACACAUUUGUUCAAACUCUUCUCUCUGGUCACCGACUCCUCCAGCGAGAGCUGCGGAAUGAUAUGGUCAUCCUGGUGCUGAUGAUUCUAAAUAUCCACACAACGCUACUUCGGCGGCAAGAAGAAGCACUGCUGCAAUCUGCCGAUGCAGAACAAAUAGCACCACUUCCGUCGUCAACAAUAGAUGCCAUCAACGCCAUUGCAAUUGCGGUAUUUGACAUGGUGUGUGGCCCAGAGUUGCGCAUGGUCGGCAGCACGGCUAACAUAACGCAGCGACCAGUAGAAAUGUUUGUACGGUACAACACUGUCCUUUCACCAACAGCACGAACGGAGAACAUGCAGUUCAAGUUACUCGGCUGGCGGAUGCUGGAGUCCUUCUGCGCCUGGCAAAGCGCUCGCCUCGCCGUUUGGCGCGACUGCCGUAAUGCAUCACAGUCCACGACGGACGCAGGUGCACCGGAAGACGUAGAUGAUGGCGAUGCCGCUAGUGUCGUUUAUGACGGGUUCAUUUUUGACGUCUGUCAGCAGGGCUUCAUUGAUGUGUUGUUGCUCUACGUGGACACGACAUGUGGUGAUGAUGUCGUCGUGGCCUGGACACGGGAGGAACUGCUCACGCUGCAGGAAGAGGCCUGGCGUGUCCUCGUUGCACUGAUGGAGUCAGCCGUGUCGUCACCCUUGCGGUGGCGGUCUGUGGCAGGAGCUUCGGUGUCGGUGGGUGCAAAGGCUGUGCUGUUCAACAAAAGCAACAAGAAGAACAGUUGUGACGACACCGCGGCCGUUGUGUCGCUGCCCCUGGUGCGUGCUGAUGAUCUCUUUGUGGCGGCCGGUGGCAUCGCAUGCGCAGCGCGUUACAUUCAGGAGACAACGGCCGCCGAUGCGCAAGUGAUGGUGCGUCUCGCCGUGCGUGCGCUGUCUGUUCUGAGCCGCCGCCCUGACCACAGGAGCGCACUGCUCGCGGCCACCGAAGUGACGCUACGGCUCCCAGCUCCAGUCAACGGCUCCGUGCCCUUGUUGGUGGCUCUCGCUCUGCAGGUCAUCCAGGACAACAUCAAGAAGACGCUUGUCUCUUCCGCCGAAAUGGCGGCAAACCUGAAAUCAGCGACAAGAGCAAUAACAUGCAAAGGAACCAACGGAUCCGUGGCAAUGUUGCCUCAGCGACCGUUGCAGAAGGCCGCCAAGACUACAAAGAACCACACCUCCUCAAACCACCGGCAAGAAGGGAAGGAGAGGGCUGAUCGACGACAAAACGAAAUGCAACAGGAAUCGCGGGAGGAGGGAGGUGCAGUGGUGGUGAUUGCAACAGGAAAUGAGGAUGAAGUUGCUCUUGAGGCUAUCGACAACACACAUGUCUACUUCACUGCUCAGGCGCGCGAUGUCGUUAUUUAUUGCCUCUCCUUGCUGUACAACCUCACUGGAGGAAAUUCUGAUAACGUUGCGAUGACGCAAGAAGCGUUCAUGUCACUAGGUGGAGUAUCGCUUCUUCUUCAGCUGGUACGGUUUUCGCUGUCAUCGCCUCUUGGAGUGGGCGAGGAAAAUAGCGAGCUCCUCCGCGCGGUCCUCGACUGUGUGCGAGCCUUCGUUCUCGGCAAUGAUGUGAUACAGGAGCAAUUCGUGCAGGAAGAUGGUGUUCACAUCCUCCUUUCCAUUGUAGAGGUUUUUGCUGGGCAAUGUAUUGGUAGCCCUGCCGCAGAAACCUCUGAGUGUGGCGCUGCUGACCAGUCCCCAUUGACACCUACGCUAACGAUUCUUGCCGACCUGCUGCACAAGUGCGCGGAGGCACGGGAGGCGUUUCUGCAGUGGUGCAGCUACGCUACGGAGGAACCGCGCGACAUGGAGGAUGACGGCUGCAUAAACGCGACGCAGCUUCUACUGCGUCUUUGGAUUGAGGGGCCCGCCACGAAUAAUGAGCCGCUCGCGCACACUAUACAGGAGCCACGUCCGCAGCAGCAGCAGCAACAGGAGGCAUGUGUGGUGAAUGUCGAAGAGAAUGCGGAAAAUAGAAACAACGGUAGCGAAGUGUUGACGGCAGUGUCACAGCAGUGCAGCGCGGGCGGCAGCUUCCGCCAAACAGACAAGACGGUCGAUCUGCCGGUUCUACGCGCCGAUUGCUGGGGUCUGCAGAUACUUGGCCUGCACAGCCGCGAGAUAGUUACGGCGGAGCUGCGCAAUCGCUACCGCGAGCUUGAGUGUUGCGAUGCUGGGGUGACGAGCGAAAAGGAGGAAAACGAUUCAGCCACACAGCAGGCCCGCGAACGGCUUGCUGCUUCACUAUGUCACGUGCUCGGAUUGCGUGUGAAGAUCUAUGCCUGUCUUGCCGCAGUGGGUUUUGAUCGUCUCGUUGACGUAAAAUCAAGUGCACUUGAGCGGGUGAAGUUGCUGCACGUUGCUGCGCUUCCAUCAGUGUGCAGAGAUGAGAUCUGGAGCGCCAUUGCAGAGUGUGUCGACCUGCGCGGCCGCGCGUGCAUCGUGCCUCUCGAGAAAAACAAAGACAACAACAAUAGUGCGGGUGAUGCUGCGGAUGUCACUCAGCAGCCCGCUGUUGUGCCUAUUGUACCUGAUGCGGAUCAGCUGCUGAAGGUGCUGCUUGAUGUAGAUGCUCACACGACGGAGCUUCGGAGUCUCGCGCAGGCAUGCAUCGAUAUGCACACAGCGCACGAGGAAGAGGCGACGCGGCGUUUCUUCCUUUCGCGCCUGCGACAAGGCAGCGACGAUGCCGGUGUUAUCACACUUGUGCAGCAGGCUCGCAGCCGCAAUACUGGCGACAGGACCCCUGCUGCUCUUCCUACUCGUGCCAAUAGGGCAGUAAGUGUUGUUGAGAACGUGAUGGGUCGCGUUCGGCUCGAAGACGAGCGUACCGAUGUUUCCCCUAAUGCUGAGUCCACGUCUGCGGGUAUGAGUGGCUGGAUGUACACAGCUUCACGCAUGACCAUGCUGCAGAAAAAACGAAAGAGAGACGCCAUGAUAAAGGGCAGUCUCCGACAGCAUUAG
Messenger RNA from Trypanosoma grayi, 5307 nucleotides. RefSeq lists its product as hypothetical. Lineage: Eukaryota; Euglenozoa; Kinetoplastea; Trypanosomatida; Trypanosomatidae. The record is from RefSeq and is a predicted model, not a curated record. The transcript has a single exon. The coding region runs from base 1 to 5307 and encodes 1768 amino acids.